This is a messenger RNA of Lemur catta (Ring-tailed lemur), 2314 nucleotides long. It is a transcript of the gene FOXP2, whose product is annotated as forkhead box P2. Gene Ontology annotation, cellular component: nucleus. Gene Ontology annotation, biological process: regulation of transcription by RNA polymerase II. The transcript has 16 exons. The record is from RefSeq and is a predicted model, not a curated record. Lineage: Eukaryota; Metazoa; Chordata; Mammalia; Primates; Lemuridae. Gene Ontology annotation, molecular function: DNA-binding transcription repressor activity, RNA polymerase II-specific; RNA polymerase II cis-regulatory region sequence-specific DNA binding. The coding region runs from base 11 to 2155 and encodes 714 amino acids.
GUAUUAAGUCAUGAUGCAGGAAUCUGCGACAGAGACAAUAAGCAACAGUUCAAUGAAUCAAAAUGGAAUGAGCACUCUAAGCAGCCAAUUAGAUGCUGGCAGCAGAGAUGGAAGAUCAAGUGGUGACACCAGCUCUGAAGUGAGCACAGUAGAACUGCUGCAUCUGCAACAACAGCAGGCUCUCCAGGCAGCAAGACAACUUCUUUUACAGCAGCAAACAAGUGGAUUGAAAUCUCCUAAGAGCAGUGAUAAACAGAGACCACUGCAGGUGCCUGUGUCAGUGGCCAUGAUGACUCCCCAGGUGAUCACCCCUCAGCAAAUGCAACAGAUCCUUCAGCAACAAGUCCUGUCUCCUCAGCAGCUCCAAGCCCUUCUCCAGCAGCAGCAGGCAGUCAUGCUGCAGCAGCAACAACUACAAGAGUUUUACAAGAAACAGCAAGAGCAGUUACAUCUUCAGCUUUUGCAGCAGCAGCAACAGCAGCAGCAGCAACAACAGCAGCAGCAGCAACAGCAGCAGCAGCAGCAACAGCAGCAGCAGCAGCAACAACAGCAGCAGCAGCAACAGCAGCAGCAGCAGCAGCAUCCUGGGAAGCAAGUAAAAGAGGUAGGAUCUCAGCAGCAGCAGCAGCAGCAGUUGGCAGCCCAGCAGCUUGUCUUCCAGCAGCAGCUUCUCCAGAUGCAACAACUCCAGCAGCAGCAGCAUCUGCUUAGCCUUCAGCGUCAGGGACUCAUGUCCAUCCCACCUGGCCAGGCGGCACUUCCUGUCCAGUCGCUGCCUCAAGCUGGCUUAAGUCCUGCUGAGAUUCAGCAAUUAUGGAAAGAAGUGACUGGAGUUCACAGUAUGGAAGACAAUGGCAUUAAACAUGGAGGGCUGGACCUCACUACUAACAAUUCCUCCUCGACUACCUCCUCCACCACUUCCAAAGCAUCACCACCAAUAACUCAUCAUUCCAUAGUGAAUGGACAGUCUUCAGUUUUAAAUGCAAGGCGAGACAGCUCGUCACAUGAGGAGACUGGGGCCUCUCACACUCUCUAUGGCCAUGGAGUUUGCAAAUGGCCAGGCUGUGAAAGCAUUUGUGAAGAUUUUGGACAGUUUUUAAAGCACCUUAACAAUGAACAUGCAUUGGAUGACCGCAGCACCGCCCAGUGUCGAGUGCAGAUGCAGGUGGUGCAGCAGUUAGAAAUACAGCUUUCUAAAGAACGCGAACGUCUUCAAGCAAUGAUGACCCACUUGCACAUGCGACCCUCAGAGCCCAAACCAUCUCCCAAACCUCUAAAUCUGGUGUCUAGUGUCACCAUGUCGAAGAACAUGUUGGAGACAUCCCCACAGAGCUUACCUCAAACCCCUACCACACCAACGGCCCCAGUCACCCCGAUUACCCAGGGACCCUCAGUAAUCACCCCAGCCAGUGUGCCCAAUGUGGGAGCCAUACGAAGGCGACAUUCAGACAAAUACAACAUUCCCAUGUCAUCAGAGAUUGCCCCAAACUACGAAUUUUAUAAAAAUGCAGAUGUCAGACCUCCAUUUACUUAUGCAACUCUCAUAAGGCAGGCUAUCAUGGAGUCAUCUGACAGGCAGUUAACACUUAAUGAAAUUUACAGCUGGUUUACACGGACAUUUGCUUACUUCAGGCGUAAUGCAGCAACUUGGAAGAAUGCAGUACGUCAUAAUCUUAGUCUGCACAAGUGUUUUGUUCGAGUAGAAAAUGUUAAGGGAGCAGUAUGGACUGUGGAUGAAGUAGAAUACCAGAAGCGAAGGUCACAAAAGAUAACGGGAAGCCCAACCUUAGUAAAAAAUAUACCCACCAGUUUAGGCUAUGGAGCAGCUCUGAAUGCCAGUUUGCAGGCUGCCUUGGCAGAGAGCAGUUUACCUUUGCUAAGCAACCCUGGACUGAUCAAUAAUGCAUCCAGUGGCCUACUGCAGGCCGUCCACGAAGACCUCAAUGGUUCUUUGGAUCACAUCGACAGCAAUGGGAACAGCAGUCCAGGCUGCUCGCCUCAGCCGCACAUACAUUCAAUCCAUGUCAAGGAAGAGCCAGUGAUUGCAGAGGAUGAAGACUGCCCAAUGUCCUUAGUGACAACAGCUAAUCACAGUCCAGAAUUAGAAGACGACAGAGAGAUUGAAGAAGAGCCUUUAUCUGAAGAUCUGGAAUGAGAACUGACUUGUAAAACCUCAGCGUGAAGGGACAUAUCACUGACCUUCAUAACCACUCCGCAACCAUGAAUAUUUGACAAAUUUUUACUGUGACUAUUUAUUAAGCAUGGAUAAAGGAGACAGCCCUAAAGGAACUUAUUAAGCCAGCCCUUUGGGAUU